Messenger RNA from Salvia hispanica, 781 nucleotides. RefSeq names its product AT-rich interactive domain protein. NCBI's taxonomy places the organism in Eukaryota, Viridiplantae, Streptophyta, Magnoliopsida, Lamiales, Lamiaceae. The record is from RefSeq and is a predicted model, not a curated record.
AACAUAAAUUAGGAGUAUUUGAUUUGAGCUAAAAAUAUCAUCUUCUUUCGUAUCCACAAAAUCGGAAUCCAAACCCCCCUCUCUCUGCUUCUCUCAUGGCUAUGGCAAUUACAAGUAGUAGCAGCCGAAUCCUGUGCAGCAGGAAGCCAUGGAACGACGGCGUAUCUCCUUCAUUGCCUCACCGUACUUUCACUGUCUCCGCGACCCCCAAGAAGAGCUCCAAUUCCUCCCCCAGAACCGGGAGAUUCGACAGUAAGAACCGCCGCAGCGGCCCUGUCAUCACCAAGGAGCAAGAGCAGCUAGAGGAAUUCAUCCAAGGUACGCCUGAGAUUGGCGCCGUCGAUGACGGAUUCGUCAUGCCGGAGCUCCCCGGGGAUAAGCCUAGCUUCUGGGAAGGCUCUCAGUGGGACGGCCUAGGCUUCUUCGUUCAGUAUAUGUGGGCUUUCGGCAUCCUUUUCGCGUUAAUCGCAUGUGGUGUUGCUGUUGCUACAUAUAACGAAGGGGCGACAGAUUUCAAGGACACUACUGUAUACAAGGAAUCAGUUCAAUCCAGAGACCUUCUAGAUGAACCAGAUGCAUCAAGCUCAGACGUGUUCGAGUCUAAUCCAACAGAACAAGCACCUAGUUUGGAGUAGUAUGUAAACAUUUGAUGCUAAAAGUUGUAACAAGAUAAGACAGCAAAGAAACAUAUGUAUCUUGGAGGUAUGUAAAGCCCCUGAUGUCUUAUGCACCCUGUCAUAUUCUUACAUUAAUGGAGUAUUAAAUACCAGAUUGUAUUGUA